AUGGCAAGCAACGGCAAAUAUAUUCUGGCAAAUGACGAAGCCCAUUCAAGCGAUGGAGAACUCGAGCAGGAAGCAAACCACAGUGGCAUCGACGAAAAUAACAGCGACCAUGAUAGUGAAUGCUCAGAAACCGAUAGCGAUUGUAGCAAACGCCCUGGAAGCAGCAGUGAUAGUGAAAACCAGGAUGGCAGUGAGAAUGACGGAAGCACUAAUGACCGUAGCAGUGCUUACAGCACAGGAAGUGUUCGUUCUCUUAUCGAAGACAAGUUGCCCAGCCCCACACAAAAAAACCAGCAAACUAGUAGCACGAACUCGGAACCCCAAUCAAACCGGACUGCAGAGCAAGAGAGAGAGGAUAAUAGCACCAGUGACCGCAUGAAGCAGAUUGAGAAGGUCCUCGCCGAUCUGACGAAAGCUAUUAGCCACUUCGAGUCCAGCACCUCGCAACCGAUGAAUCGCGAAACUGAAAAAAGUUGGGAUUUCAGCCGUGAAUCUCCUAAUGCCCAAUGUUUAUACUCAAACGUGCGCCCGAACAUAUUAAGCCCUUCCACAGUGGCGUCCGCCCCAAUAAAAUGUGGUCCGAGUGGUACGAGUUCAUCGAAAACUUUGAAGUUGCGGUGUCCUUGCAUAAUGCGAACGAUCCCGUGA
Ochlerotatus camptorhynchus is the source of this 648-nucleotide messenger RNA. RefSeq lists its product as uncharacterized. The transcript has a single exon. The record is from RefSeq and is a predicted model, not a curated record. Lineage: Eukaryota; Metazoa; Arthropoda; Insecta; Diptera; Culicidae. The coding region runs from base 1 to 648 and encodes 215 amino acids.